AUGCCUGAGGUUCAAUCUUCGGGCAACUCGCCUCUGGACGAUGCUAAUUCUUCGAGGCCCUCGGCGUUCCCUGCCAUGGAGUACAAGCCCUUCACUCGCACUCAGAUCUGGCUCUAUGACCUCUUGCUCUGGCUCUGGACGGUCAUUUUCGACUGCUUUUUCAGGGAAAUUAGACCCAGAGGUGCUUUCCGCCUACCCAAGUCCGGGCCUGUCAUCUUUGUGGCUGCCCCUCACGCCAACCAGUUCGUGGACCCUAUUGUGUUGAUGCGCCAGGUCAAGCGGGAAGCCGGAAGACGUAUUUCGUUCCUCAUUGCCAUGAAGUCGUAUCUUCACAACAUCAUUGGUACCUUUUCCAAGGCUCAGCUUGCUGUGCCGGUUGCGAGAGCCCAGGACAUGUUGCGUCCUGCCACAGGCAAGAUCUACAUUGAUGUCGCUGCAGACCCAUUGAGGGUCAAGGGCAAGGGCACCAAGUUUACCGAGGAAUGCAUGCCUCGCGGCCUCAUCGCCCUUCCGCUGUCGCUUGGAGCAACCGAGAUCUCCGAGAUCAUCUCGGACAAUGAGAUCAUCCUUCGUAAAGAGUUCAAGUCCACUCAGAAAGUUAAGCAGCUCUUGCAACAGGGCACUCGCUUUAAGGUUGCAGACAAGAUCGACCAGGGGCAUGUUUACAAGUUCGUGUUCCAGCACUUGAGUUCUGGCGAAUGCUUGGGCAUCUUCCCUGAAGGUGGCUCUCAUGACAGAACAGACAUGCUCCCAUUGAAGGCUGGUGUUGCGAUUAUGGCUUUGGGAGCUAUGGCAAACGACUCAAAUUGUAAUGUCAAGAUCGUUCCUUGCGGCAUGAACUACUUCAACGCCCACAGAUUUAGAUCUCGUGCGGUCAUUGAAUUUGGCCAUCCCAUUGAGAUCCCUAAAGAGCUCGUCAAAAAGUACAGCAACCAGCUGACUAGCCGUGAAGCUGUCAAAGAGCUCUUGGACAUUGUCACCAACGGUUUACGUGCUGUCACGGUAAAUUGUGAAGACUAUGAGACAUUAAUGGUUAUCCAAGCAGCAAGGAGAUUGUAUGCGGGUAACUUCGCCCAGUACUUACCCUUGCCAUUAAUCGUUGAGAUGAAUCGAAGGUUGGUUGUCGGUUAUGAAACCUAUAAAGAUAGACCAGAGAUCCAACAGUCCAAGGUUAAAGUGCUAGAAUACAACGACCUUCUCAAGCACUUACACUUACCUGAUCACCAUGUCGAAGACUGCGACGAGUCACACAAGAUUCGUUUGCUCCCAAUCUUCUUUUUCCGCAUCUUGAAGCUCAUAAUGUUGGGCUUACUUGCAUUCCCUGGCAUUGUUUUGUUUUCACCAGUUUUCGCCAUUUCCAAAUUCAUUUCAAUCAAGAAGGCUAAGACAGCUUUGGCCAAUUCCACUGUCAAAGUAAAGGCCAACGAUGUUGUCGCCACUUGGAAGAUUUUAAUCAGUUUGAUCAUCGCCCCGUUGCUUUACAGCUUCUAUGCAUCAAUCGGAACAUGGUAUUGUAGAACACACCAUUAUUUGACCACCACUGGUUCGGUCACUUUAUGGUUUCUGCUUUACAUGUUGGGUGUAUUAGUGACAUAUUCAGCCUUGGUCACUGGUGAGCAAGGUGUGGAUUUGUUCAAGUCGAUCAGGCCAUUAUAUCUUUCGAUUUUCUCGGGCCAAGCUAUUAGUGAACUCAAACAGAAAAGACAGGAGUUAGCUGAGCAAAUCACUGAGGUUGUUAAUAAGUUUGGCCCUGAGCUUUUCCCCAAUGACUUCAACUUGCUCGAGUUGAAGGAUCACUUGAACGUUACUGAUGAAAUUCAGUACAUCGAUUCUGAUGAAGAGGAAGAAUUGAAGACUCAAGAGUUGCGCAACAGAAGAAUAGCUCAAAGAAAGGCUAAAAAGAGAAAGCUUAGAGCGAAGAAGAAGGAAGAUGCAGAGAAUGGAUUGGCAACGACCCCUAGCGAUAGUGACUUGUCACUCAAUCACUCGCUGUCGAUGUCUGAUGGUGUUUCGUUGAUGAACUCUGAUAUGUCAUACACCAACAUUCCUAUGUUCUCUGAUUACUCCUUGCAUGCCAACGCCAAGAACUCUGAUGUGGACAUCAAGGCACUCAAUUCCACAGUGUCGAUGGCUGAUGACUUCAACUAUAAACCAGCUUCGACCCCUAAUUCAGAGACAGGUCUAUCUCGUGACAAUUCACACAUGGAGCUAAAUUUCGCAUCCUCAAAAGUCCCUGCCUCCAAACUUUCUGCUCAAUACGCAAUCAGCUCUCCGCAAAAAAGACAUUUGUUAGGAGAGAAGAUUAGAAAUAGAAUCAGAGAAGGAAGGGAUAAGAGCCCUGGCCUCUAG
Candidozyma duobushaemuli is the source of this 2349-nucleotide messenger RNA. It is a transcript of the gene SCT1, whose product is annotated as bifunctional glycerol-3-phosphate/glycerone-phosphate O-acyltransferase. The record is from RefSeq and is a predicted model, not a curated record. The transcript has a single exon. Gene Ontology annotation, molecular function: glycerone-phosphate O-acyltransferase activity; glycerol-3-phosphate O-acyltransferase activity. The coding region runs from base 1 to 2349 and encodes 782 amino acids. NCBI's taxonomy places the organism in Eukaryota, Fungi, Ascomycota, Pichiomycetes, Serinales, Metschnikowiaceae. Gene Ontology annotation, biological process: phospholipid biosynthetic process. Gene Ontology annotation, cellular component: endoplasmic reticulum membrane.